Molecule: messenger RNA, 1711 nt
Organism: Selaginella moellendorffii
Lineage: Eukaryota; Viridiplantae; Streptophyta; Lycopodiopsida; Selaginellales; Selaginellaceae
Exons: 5
Coding region: 1-1575 (524 amino acids)
Source: RefSeq, a predicted model, not a curated record
AUGCGUUACACGUCUACGGAGAAUGCUACGAGUAUUUUUAUCCCUAUCAGGCCUUUGAAAGAGGAGGAAGUGGAACAUAUAACGAAAAUCUUCUUUUCAAGACUAGGAGAUACUCUCGACAUGGAGAAACCAUUUGAGUUGAAGGACGGACUAAGGAAGCUGAUAAAGUUAGCAGGAGGUAAUCCUAGGAUGCUUGAUCACCUGUUGAGAGGGUUGAUGCCCGAGCACCCUCAUCUCGAAGCUUUGAAGUUCUACGAGAAGGUGGAUCAAGAUCUCACCCAAGCCGAUCUGUGCAAAACAAUAACGAAUGCGUGGAAACGUAUUAAGGGCAGUUAUUAUCUUCACUACCUUCAUGACAGCAACUAUUUGUUAGUGCUACGAGCUCUUUAUGUUGCGCUGCUGGGGACCCUUAUCAAUCGGGACGACCUAGUAUGGCCAGGCAUUUACAGUGAUAAGUGGGGAUUUUUAGAGUCUUGCGGUUUAGUUGGACUCUUACGCAACGAGGAGGAGCCGCCUCCCCAUAAGCAGGUAAAAUUAUCGAAACAGGAAGACACAAAGAAUGGAAUGCGCGCUUUUUCCAUCAUGUUCUCUCCACUCCUUAUAUACCAUCUUGUCGAGAACCUACAUGUGGCGGAGCUGCGACAUUUAUGGCCUCCUAUACUGGAUUCUAAUCCCAAGGUUAAGGAGGUAUCAGACCUCAUGUGCAUUGUCUUCAUGAUAUACAUGGGUAAGCUUUUUCAUGAUCGCGAGAAGGACACGGUGUUCGAGUUCACACUCAAAGACAUUCUCCCCUCAAAUUUCCGCGUUCCUGCACGUAUGCAAGCUUUGAAGUUCCGGUUGCCAGCUGGUGCAAGGUUUGGACCUCCGAAACGUCAGCCUCAUCAGAUUCAUGAAGCAGAGGCAUUUCAAGCCUUUUUAAAUGACAACAAGAAGCAAUUCUAUUGGGUUGGUAUUGGCAACCAUGGACCUGAUAGCUUCAUCCAUCUAAAGCUAGUGGUUGUGGAGGAUACGUUGGAUGAUUUUUUUAUAUUUCUUGAGAGUAAGCACAGGGAAUGUUAUGAAGGCCAACAAGCAAGAUGGGAACAAGAUUUUCUGAAGAAAACAUGGAGGAUAGAGCAAUGGAUAGAAGAUGGGGAGUACGCUGUCAUUUUUAUGACAGACCAAGCAUUGCAUAACGUGAUUCGGAAAGUAAAAAAGCAGGAUAAGAUGGUUGUUCCGAAGGUGGAUACAUGCUAUUACGGGUAUCCGCAGCAGAGUCCAUUUGGUUUAUUUAGUGCCGUGAGGCACACAUCAAUGCUAGCAGCUGCAAGUUGGAGUUGGAGAGGAAAACAAACGAGAGAACCUUUUGAUCCAACCUACGAACCUAGUGGUAAUCCACGGGGUGCUGAGCGAAGAGCACCACCAAGAACACGCUCUAAAACCCGAGGACAGGUUGGACGAACACGCUCUAAAACCCAAGGACAGGUUGGAAGAACACGCUCUAAAACCCGAGGACAGGUUGGAAGAACACGCUCUAAAACCCAAGGACAGGUUGGAAGAACACGCUCUAAAGGUGCCACGAAGCGAAAAAGGUAACCAGGAGGUUUGACAAGCACCAUCAAUGGUUUGCACAAAGUAUUAAUGUGUGCAAUUGUCCUGUAUAGAAAGAGAUAUGUAUCUUAACCUAAUGGGCGUGAAUAUCUUUUACCAAUACUCACUAUAUCAUUUUUAA